AUGAUGUAUGAUUCUAGUGGACCUCCUCAAGAAAAUUUAAAUGCAUUGCAAAGGGCAAUAGAUUCAAUGGAAGAAAAAGGAUUGCAAGAAGAUCCCAGGUACUCUCAAUUAUUGGCCCUAAGAGCGAGACAAGGCAAUAUGGACCCAAAUCAAAGACCUCCUUCAAUACAAGGAAAUUAUCCUCCUCAACAUCCAGAUAAACCACCUUCGCCUCAACAGAAUUCCUCAAAUCCUAAUGGACCAAAUGGACCGGUAGCCCAAAAUAAUUUAACUCCUGCCCAAAUGCAACAGCUAAGAGUACAGAUAAUGGCAUACAGAUUAUUGGCUCGACAACAACCUUUAACCCAACAAUUAGCUAUGGCUGUCCAAGGAAAAAAUUCACCUCAAGGAUAUCCACCAGUACCUUCAGCACACCAUCGGCAACUAGAACCUGGAGAAAUUGUAGAAAACAGUAUGCCGAUGCCAUCAGGAGGUUCUAUGAGAUUACCAAUGCCAAUGCAAAAUUCCCCCAGACAAGCCAAUCCUCCUGGUCCUAUUCCACAAUCUCCUGUUCGCAUGCCUCAGCCUGGUUCAGCCCCACAAACACAAAUUCAACCACCCCCAAAUGCCCAACAACACCCGCAAGGUCCACCACCAAACCAACCUCCRCCUGUUUCAAUGAAUGGACCUCAACCACCUCCUAGUAUGGCUCCAGGAAUACCUCAAACUCCACAGCAAAUUAAUACCCCACAACCUGUUGGUCAACCACCUAUAGGAGGAGUCCCUCAGUCUAUGAUGGGUGGUCCACAACAAAUGUCUAGUAUACCACCACAUAUGCCCAAUAUGCCCACAACAAAUGGACCAUCACCACAAUCACUACCUCAACAACAACAGCAGCAGCAACCACAACCUCAACCUCAACCUCAAUCACAACAACAACAACAACAGCAGCAACAACAACAACAACAACAACAACAACAACACCACCAACAACAACAACAACAGUCCUCUCAACAACAGCAACAAGCACAGGGUCCUCCUCCUCCAGUUAAACAAAAUAGAACUACAUCGUGCCCUAAACCUGUUGGUUUGGAUCCUUUAAUAAUAUUACAAGAACGUGAAAACCGUUUGGCUGCACGUAUUGCUCAUCGUGUACAACAGUUGAGUAAUUUGCCAACAACAAUGAGUGAUGAUCUACGAAUCAAAGUAGAAAUUGAACUUAGAGCUUUAAGAGUAUUAAAUUUCCAAAGACAAUUAAGAGCUGAAGUUGUUGCUUGUACUCGUCGUGAUACAACCUUAGAAACUGCUGUUAAUGUAAAAGCAUAUAAAAGAACAAAACGACAAGGUCUUAGAGAAGCUAGAGCAACAGAGAAAUUAGAAAAACAACAGAAAUUGGAAGCUGAAAGAAAGAAACGUCAAAAACAUCAAGAAUAUCUAAGCACUAUAUUGCAACAUUGCAAAGAUCUUAAAGAGUAUCAUAGAAAUAAUAUUGCAAAAAUUGGGCGUCUCAAUAAAGCUGUUCUUAAUUAUCAUGCCAAUGCGGAGCGGGAACAAAAGAAAGAACAAGAAAGAAUUGAGAAAGAGCGUAUGAGAAGAUUGAUGGCUGAAGAUGAAGAAGGCUAUAGAAAAUUAAUUGAUCAAAAGAAAGAUAAACGUUUGGCUUUCCUUCUCUCACAAACUGAUGAGUAUAUUGGAAAUCUUACUGAGAUGGUCAAAGAACAUAAAUUAGAACAGAAGCGUAAGCAACAAGAAGAACAAAAAAAAAAGAAGAAGAGUGACGGGCCUGAAGAUCAUGAUGAAAGUUCUCAACAAUCAGACAUGCACGUUGCAGUUUAUGAACCUACUACAGUUCCAAUACUGUGCUUGUUAGUUUUGAUAUCAGAUACAAUGUCAAAUUGGGUGUUGGAAUUUGAAAAAUGGUCUCCAUCAGUUUUUGUUGUGGCUUAUAAAGGCUCACCAAUAAUGCGUCGAAAUUUACAGACACAAAUGCGAUCUAAUAAAUUUAAUGUCUUAUUAACUACAUAUGAAUAUGUUAUAAAAGAUAAAUCAGUUCUUGCUAAACUUCAUUGGAAAUACAUGAUUAUAGACGAAGGUCAUCGUAUGAAAAAUCAUCACUGUAAAUUGACACAAGUCUUAAACACUCAUUAUAAUGCUCCACACCGACUACUGUUGACUGGUACACCACUGCAAAAUAAACUCCCUGAACUUUGGGCUCUUCUUAACUUUUUGUUGCCAUCAAUAUUUAAGUCAUGUUCAACAUUUGAACAAUGGUUUAAUGCACCAUUUGCAACUACUGGAGAAAAGGUUGAAUUAAAUGAGGAAGAAACUAUUUUGAUUAUUCGCCGUCUUCAUAAAGUAUUACGUCCAUUCUUAUUAAGGCGUUUGAAAAAAGAAGUUGAGUCCCAAUUACCUGAUAAAGUAGAAUACAUUGUUAAAUGUGAUAUGUCUGGCUUGCAACGAGUUUUAUACAAACAUAUGCAAAGUAAAGGUGUAUUACUAACUGAUGGUGCUGAAAAAGGCAAACAAGGUAAAGGUGGUGCUAAAGCUCUCAUGAACACCAUUGUUCAAUUGCGUAAGCUGUGCAAUCAUCCAUUUAUGUUUCAAAGUAUUGAAGAAAAAUAUUGUGAACAUGUUGGUACUGCUGGAAAUGUUGUUCAAGGGCCAGAUUUAUACAGAGUGUCAGGAAAAUUUGAGUUACUGGAUCGAAUUUUACCAAAACUGAAAGCCACUAAUCAUAGGGUAUUAUUGUUCUGUCAAAUGACCCAACUUAUGACCAUUAUGGAAGAUUAUUUAGGAUGGCGAGGUUUUGCAUACUUGCGCUUGGAUGGUACUACUAAAGCUGAGGAUAGAGGAGAUCUUUUGAAGAAGUUUAAUAGUGCAGGCAGUGAAUAUUUUCUAUUUUUAUUAAGUACAAGAGCAGGUGGUCUUGGAUUAAAUUUACAAGCAGCCGAUACUGUUAUUAUAUUUGAUUCGGAUUGGAACCCACAUCAAGAUUUGCAAGCUCAAGAUCGUGCUCAUCGUAUUGGUCAACAAAAUGAAGUACGGGUUCUUCGUUUAAUGACUGUAAAUUCUGUUGAAGAGCGUAUAUUAGCUGCUGCUAGAUACAAGUUAAACAUGGAUGAAAAAGUAAUCCAGGCUGGUAUGUUCGAUCAAAAAUCAACAGGAUCAGAGCGUCAACAAUUCUUACAAUCUAUUCUACAUCAAGAUGAUGGAGAUGAUGAAGAGGAAAAUGAAGUACCUGAUGAUGAAGUUGUGAACCAGAUGAUAGCUCGGUCGGUAGAUGAAUUUGAAGCAUUCCAAAAAAUGGAUCUUGAGCGUAGAAGAGAAGAAGCUAAAUUUGGCCCAAAUAGAAAGUMAAGGUUAAUUGAAAUAUCAGAAUUACCAGAAUGGCUUGUUAAGGAUGAAGACGAGGUGGAAAGAUGGACUUAUGAAGAAGAUUCGGAAGAGAUUAUGGGACGUGGUUCUCGUGCUCGUAAAGAAGUAGAUUACACUGAUAGUUUGACUGAAAAAGAAUGGUUGAAGGCAAUAGAUGAAAAUGUUGAUGACUUUGAAGAUGACGAAGAAGAAGAAAUUAAAUCAAACCGUAAAGGAAACCGUGGUAAGAAAAGGGGUAAAAGAAAUGCAGAUGACGAUGACGAUCCACCAAUUAGACGACGUAAAACAAUUGGACCUGAAGAAUUAAAACUUCGAAAAAAAAUGAAAACUAUCAUGAACAUAGUAGUAAAAUAUACAGAUUCGGAUUCCAGAAUACUUAGUGAGCCAUUUAUGAAAUUACCAUCUAGACAUAAAUUACCAGACUAUUAUGAAGUAAUAAAAAAACCGAUGGAUAUUAAAAAAAUAAUGGCAAAAAUUGAYGAUGGAAAGUAUGCAGAUUUAAAUGAACUUGAAGCUGACUUUGUACAGUUAUGUAAGAACGCACAGAUAUAUAAUGAAGAAGCUUCACUUAUUCAUGAAGAUUCCAUAGUUUUACAAUCGGUUUUCACAAAUUCUCGUCAACGAUUAGAAUCAACCGAUAUUCCAGAAUCAGGACCAGAAGAAGGAACAAAAAGUGAAGACGAGGUUUCAGAUGCUGAUACCACUUCAUCUUCUGUUAAAUUGAAACUGAAAGUGAAACCUCGUGGUAAAGGGUCUGAAGUUCGGACAUCUAACAGACGAAAAAAAAAGAAGCAUGUAAGUGACGAUGAAGAUGAUGAAGAUUCUAAUUCAUAAAAUUCUAAUUAAGAUUAAGUGUGUGAAUCUUUAAACAUCAUUAGUGUCUAAAUUUAAGUAAUAUUUUAUGACAUUAUUUUAGGUAUAUAUAUUUUUUUUCUAAAAUCUUUAAAUCUAGAAUUASCUUUUUAAAAAUUAAAUMUUGGUUUAUAAUUAAAUAUACAUAUGAUUUAUA
Molecule: messenger RNA, 4363 nt
Organism: Diuraphis noxia (Russian wheat aphid)
Lineage: Eukaryota; Metazoa; Arthropoda; Insecta; Hemiptera; Aphididae
Gene: brm
Product: ATP-dependent helicase brm
Biological process (GO): regulation of DNA-templated transcription
Cellular component (GO): nucleus
Molecular function (GO): ATP binding; histone binding
Source: RefSeq, a predicted model, not a curated record